UUGUCACUUCCGCGUUCCUCACAUAGCAACAGCAGCAGAGCCAAAAUGGCGGCCGGUGGAGAUCCUGCGUGACACCGAGCCGAGUCUCAGCACCGAACCCUGCGGUUCCCCGUCGGCGCCAUGGCCUCCGCUCACGGGCGGCUGGGUCAGCACCUCCAGGCCGUGCUGGAUGUGGUUCUGCGGGUCCCGAGCAUCUUUAUAAUCGACGCCAUAUUCAACUCGUACUCGGAUCCCGGUACCGGAUGGACCGGAACCGCCGGGAGAGCGUUGAUCCGCGCGCUGGGUAUUCUGGUUUCCAGCGUGGUUCUGGUGCUGUCCCAGAAGUCCCUGUUCAAGUUCUACACCCUGUUCGCGGCCGUUCUGCUGGGCGCGGCCUCGGUCCUCGUCAACUACUACGGCACGUCUCACAUCGACCUGUACGGCGCGUUUAGCCGCGCGGCGCUGGGCUUGGGCCUGCUGCAGCUGAUGCUGGGACUGGGCUACGUCUCGCUGCUGAACGUGCCGCCGCUCUGCGCCGCGCUGCUGGUGCUGGACGUCCUGCUCCCGCUGUGGGGCCUGAUGCUGGAGCUCCCGCUGCACGUGCGCCAGGCGCUAGCGCUAGCGUCGGGGGUGGUUCUAGCGACGCACGCCACCGUCAAUCUGCUUCGGAAGCUGAAGUGGUUCUAUUACUCGUGCCGCUACGUCUAUCUACUCCUGCGCCACAUGUACCGCAUCUACGGCCUGCAGCUGCUGCUGGAGGACACCUGGAAGCGCAUACGCUUCCCUGACAUCCUCCGCGUCUUCUGGCUGACGCGCAUGACGGCGCAGGCGGUCAUCCUGGUGUACGUGGUGCGCGUGGUGCGCUCGGAGAGCGGCCUGCAGCUCGGCUGGGACUUGUUCUGGGACUUGACCAGCAACUUGAUCAUCAGCGGCUGCGAUUCCACGCUCACCGUGUUGGGGAUGAGCGCCGUGAUCUCGUCGCUGGCGCAUUACUUGGGACUGAGCAUCCUGGCGUUCAUCGGCUCGACCGAGGAGGAGGAUAAGCGGCUGGGGUUUGUCGCGCCGGUGCUGUUCUUCAUCCUCGCUUUGCAGACGGGGCUAAGCGGACUGGAUCCCGAAGAGCGACUGAUCCGGCUCAGCCGGAACAUGUGCCUUCUGUUAACCGCGAUUCUGCAUUUCAUCCACGGAAUGACGGAUCCGGUGCUCAUGUCGCUGAGCGCCUCGCACGUUUCGUCGGUGCGCAGACACGUUCCCGUCCUGCUGGUGUCGCUAGGCCUCUUCGCUCUCCCCGUCCUGCUCAGCUACGUUCUGUGGCAUCACUACGUGCUCAACACGUGGCUCUUCGCCGUCACCGCGUUCUGCGUCGAGCUGUGUCUCAAAGUCCUGGUUUCGCUCACCGUCUACGCGCUCUUUAUGAUCGACGGAUUCUACAACGUGCUCUGGGAGAAGCUGGACGACUACGUCUACUACGUGCGCUCCACUGGCAACGUCAUCGAGUUCGUCUUCGGCGUGAUCAUGUUCGGAAACGGCGCGUAUACGAUGAUGUUCGAGUCGGGGAGCAAGAUCCGCGCGUGCAUGAUGUGCCUACACGCGUACUUCAACAUCUACCUGCAGGCCAAGAACGGCUGGAAGACGUUCAUCAACCGCCGCACGGCCGUCAAGAAGAUCAACUCGCUGCCGGAGGUCAAAGGCGCGCAGCUGAGGGAGAUCGAGGACGUUUGCGCGAUCUGCUAUCAGGAGUUUGCGGCGUCCGCGCGCAUCACGCCGUGCCACCAUUACUUCCACGCGCUGUGUUUGCGCAAGUGGCUGUAUAUUCAAGACACGUGUCCCAUGUGCCACCAGCGCGUCUACAUCGAGGACGACGGACACGAGCGCACCGCCUUCUCGAACAACAACGGCUACGCCGCGCCGGGGCAGGAGAGGGCGGAGUUCGAGGGAGACGAGGGCGGGGUCGAUGUGGGUGGGGCCGCCGGGGGGGCGGAGCCUGAAAACGAGCUCCUCGAGGACAACGACAGCAUCGAGUACGACGAGGAGGAGUGGGGGACGCAACCGGGCGUGACGCUCGUGGAGGAGGAGUACAUCAACGACGACACGGACUCCAACUGAAUAUUUAAAUUAUAAACGAUUGCGAGAUCAGGGACGUUAUGCUUUUGUUUGUGUGCGUGUGUGUUCGUAUAAAAGGGCUGCUCUUGUGUUUUUCCAGAAAUGCUCUCGACCAUGUUUGACUGAGCGAUACGGAGUAGGGCCGCAAAACGGUUCAUCGCGAUUAAUCGGAUUCAGAAUCGAAGUUUGUGUAUGUGCAUGGUGUAUAUUUAUGCUUAUAUUAAUACACACGCAUGCAUGUGUAUAUGAAGUGAAAAUACGUUAGACUUGCAUAGAAGUAUAAAUAAUAUAUAUAUAUAUAAUAUAAAUUACAUGCAAGUAUAAAUACGCGCGUUUGUGUGCGUGUCUUUAUAUAUGCAUAAUAAUAAAUACACCCGGUACAUACAGUAUGUAAACGAGCUUUUAUAUUGAACUGAUUCGUGGCGAGGAAUGGUUUUGCGGCCCUAAUAAAGAGCGGCGUGCUACUGUAAUCGUAGUAUACCUCGAUAUGAUCACUACUGGUCUCUUGUGUGACCUCUCUUAUAAUUGUGUACAUUAUUGUACAUGUAAUAAAAGAAUGAUACACUGA
This is a messenger RNA of Puntigrus tetrazona (Sumatra barb), 2650 nucleotides long. RefSeq names its product ring finger protein 139 (gene rnf139). NCBI's taxonomy places the organism in Eukaryota, Metazoa, Chordata, Actinopteri, Cypriniformes, Cyprinidae. Gene Ontology annotation, molecular function: ubiquitin protein ligase activity; zinc ion binding. The coding region runs from base 121 to 2085 and encodes 654 amino acids. Gene Ontology annotation, cellular component: endoplasmic reticulum; endomembrane system. The transcript has 2 exons. Gene Ontology annotation, biological process: ERAD pathway. The record is from RefSeq and is a predicted model, not a curated record.